Emericellopsis atlantica is the source of this 1716-nucleotide messenger RNA. RefSeq lists its product as uncharacterized. The record is from RefSeq and is a predicted model, not a curated record. The transcript has 4 exons. Bases 1 to 1716 code for a protein of 571 amino acids. NCBI's taxonomy places the organism in Eukaryota, Fungi, Ascomycota, Sordariomycetes, Hypocreales, Bionectriaceae.
AUGGCCGACAGCAACGAGACGGAGAUCAUCGUCGCCGCCGCCGCGCUCUUCGUCUCCUUGAUCGCGCUCCUGGCGACGCUUCUGCAAUGCCUCCAGCAGUAUUUCGCGUCCGCGCGCGGCUUCUCGCAAUGCAACGAAAAGGUCAUGGGAGGAUGGCACAAGACGAAGACUCGCAAGUUUCGAUUGGAAGAUUUACGCUUUGAGACAGAGGUGGAGAUUCCUGUGAUCUUUGUGUGUCCGCCGACGAACGACAAGGGAGCGGUGGACGGCAAGAUACAGCUGCUGGAUGGCACUCCCCAGAGUCUGGCAUACACCUGGACGGAAGACUACCAGAAGAAGGACCGCAAGGAGAGGAUACGGACCUCGGAUAACGAGCGUGCUUCGUGGACUAUUCUCCUCUCGGCAAUCCAGAGCAUGGAGAUCGAAUCGCAGAUGUGGCACCGGCGCCAAUUCGACUACUUUUCCUCAAGCCAGCCUCCGCAAACUGCCUUUCGACAGCAUGGCCUGCCAAGCGAACCACCUUCACUAGCAGAGAGCCACACCUUGGCGGUCGCUGUGCAGAAGAAGAGGAUGAGCUGGGAUACCAUGCCCGCAUCCAUUACCCGACCAUAUGCCACCACAACCAUGUGCCAUCUGCUUGAGAUUAUAGCUGCCAUGGGCAUAUACUGGAAGGAAUUCAACAGGACCAAUGAUCGCUACCGGGCCGAAGGCAACGGUUUCAUGGUCCUCGGUGAGCGAGUCGCUGAACUUGGACUGGCGUUCACGUUCCAAGUCAAUGGACUUUCGCGAUUCGAAAAAAACAGAGUUAUACCAGUGGAUGAGGUCAAAGAGCUCUGCUUCGGAUGGGUACCCACGAUUUUCCGAAGCACGCAGGACAAGAGGAGGCUGGAGGUUCCUGUAGAUUUGCGGGACUUGAGCACGGUCCUGGUAGCGACCAGUUCGGAAAUCGCAGAAACACUGCAACUGAUUGGAUGCAACCAUACCUCGGUGGCUACGUUCAUGGCGCCUGGUCGGAGAGUCUCGCACCUGUUUCCCAUAUCAUUUGAGAUUGCCUUGGAGACUUUCAAGGACUUGUGUCUUCAAGAGCCCAACGACGCAGAACGAACACAGGUUGUUGUUGACCGUCUGAGCGACCAUGUCAGCGAAAUACUGAGGCACCAAGGCGACGACAGCAUCGCGACACUACUGCGCUUCAGAGCUCUCCAUGUAGCAUUAGACGACGCCGACGAAUUAUUGACGGGGCGAAGCAAGCUGUCACGACGGACGCCCCAAGAGGACGAACCACCGGGGUUGAGUCUUGAAACGCCCAAGCAGCAGAGGAGGCGGAAAACUGUACAGACGGUCCUGCGUUUCCACAUACAAGAGGUUAUUCGCCAAAUGAACCUGGGCGACGACCGUUCGCGAUCCACGUCACCAGUUCCCUGCGCAUCGACGACGAUGGACGACGUGGACGCCGCUGGCCCCGACGAGAGGCAGGAGAAGCUGAUGCAGCUGUACUACCACCACGUCCGGAGAGUCGUAGUUCGCAAGGCGGCAAAGGCCGAUGCGCAAGAGGCAAGCCUGGAUGCGGAACAGAACGUCACCCACGAUGAUAUCUGGUGCACGCUCGUCUUCCGCAUGAUAUGCUGGCUGAUGCUGCAUGACUUCAACAAACUCGACGUGCAGGUACCGAAGAGCGAGCUACUGGGCAGUAGGAUGCCUGUCUAUGUGGCUUGA